AGACUCUUCUGACACUUGACAUCUCUUCCUCUGCCCACCAUGGAGUUCCUGGGAUUGCCCACAAUCCUCUUGCUGGUCUGUAUCUCAUGCUUUCUCAUUGCUGCAUGGAGAAGUACAUCGCGAAGAGGGAAGGAGCCUCCUGGUCCCACACCAAUCCCCAUCAUUGGAAAUGUUUUUCAGCUGAACCCAUGGGACUUGAUGGAAAGCUUUAAGGAGCUCAGCAAAAAGUACGGUCCUAUCUUCACAAUACAUUUAGGCCCCAAAAAGGUGGUGGUGCUGUAUGGCUACGACGUUGUGAAAGAAGCCCUAAUUGAUAACGGAGAAGCCUUCAGUGGGAGAGGCAAUCUGCCACUUUUUGAGAAAGUCUUCAAAAGCACAGGCAUUGUGACCAGCAAUGGGGAGAGCUGGAGGCAAAUGCGACGAUUUGCCCUCACCACCCUGCGUGAUUUUGGAAUGGGGAAGAAGGGCAUUGAGGAGCGAAUCCAGGAGGAAGCUCGUUUUCUGGUGGAGAGGAUCAGAAACACACACGAGAAACCUUUCAAUCCUACUGUGUUUUUAACGCAUGCUGUUUCCAACAUAAUCUGUUCCACUGUAUUUGGGGAUCGGUUUGACUACGAGGACAAGAAAUUUCUGGAUUUAAUUGAGAUGCUGGACGAAAACGAAAGGUACCAGAACAGAAUACAAACACAGCUCUACAAUUUCUUCCCAACCAUCCUGGAUUAUUUGCCUGGCCCUCAUAAAACACUAAUAAAAAGCAUUGAAACCGUUGAUGACUUCAUUACUGAAAUCAUAAGAGCACACCAGGAAUCCUUCGAUCCCAGCUGCCCUCGAGAUUUUAUUGAUGCUUUCAUUAACAAAAUGCAACAGGAGAAAGAGAACUCUUAUUUCACUGUUGAGUCCUUGACCAGAACCACACUUGACUUGUUCCUUGCGGGAACGGGGACAACCAGCACCACACUGAGAUAUGGACUUCUGAUUCUCCUGAAACACCCAGAGAUUGAAGAGAAAAUGCACAAGGAGAUUGACCGUGUGGUUGGCCGAGACCGAAGCCCCUGCAUGGCAGACAGGAGCCAGUUGCCAUACACGGAUGCCGUCAUCCACGAAAUCCAAAGGUUCAUUGAUUUCCUUCCAGUUAACCUACCACGUGCUGUGAUCAAGGACACCAAGCUCAGAGACUAUUUUAUCCCCAAGGACACCAUGAUAUUCCCUUUGCUGUCUCCCAUCCUGCAAGACUGCAAGGAAUUUCCAAACCCAGAAAAAUUUGACCCAGGACACUUCCUGAAUGCAAACGGCACCUUCAGAAAGAGCAAUUACUUCAUGCCAUUCUCUGCAGGAAAACGCAUCUGUGCAGGAGAAGGGCUGGCCCGGAUGGAGCUAUUCCUGUUCUUAACAUCCAUCCUGCAGAACUUUUCUCUGAAGCCUGUUGAAGAUCACAAGGACAUUGACAUUUCUCCAAUAGUCACCUCGGCAGCAAAUAUACCCCGACCUUAUGAGGUCUCAUUUAUUCCACGUUAGACAAGUGAAGACAGCUGCCACCUCCCAAAUUCAUGAGAACUCUUCUUGAAUGAUAGUCAAUGCCCAGCCUGAUGACACUGAGACACUCAGAUAAUUUCCUAGAUUCUUUAGGGACAGAAAAGGUAUGCUUUUAAAGAAAAGUCAUUGUAUGCUACUCUUAUAAUCAGCACAGCCAGCUCUAAACAGAAUCCAAGUGGGCGACUGCACAAGGAAAGUGAUAGUUCCUUAGGGAGAAUGAUAGAGGCUUUUUGCACUUACGUUACCAGCUAAGGUUCCUGUCUGGUUCCCGAUGUUCCAGGGUGCGUGGGCUCUGAGAACUCUUCUGCUGCCACUGCUGCUGCUGUCCCCAUCACUGGAUCCUCUCAGCACAGUAGGAAAAGAAGCUUGCUCUGUAGGGUUUUCAUAGAGACUACUUCAAGCACAUCUCUCUCUGUGUUUUCAGUUUGUUUGUGAAGGAAACCAUAAAGCAACACAGAACCACUUCACUCCAUCAGAACAUGACUAUCUACAAUAUUCUUGUCUCAGUACAUAUCACCAUCCAUUGUGUGGAAUGACUUGAUGCAAUGGCUGGGCAAAUGGGUCCUCUCUUCUGUAAUUGUAAUGAAGGGCUGUGAAAAUAAAGUUUACACUGCAAUUUUAAGAAGAA
Molecule: messenger RNA, 2161 nt
Organism: Gallus gallus (chicken)
Lineage: Eukaryota; Metazoa; Chordata; Aves; Galliformes; Phasianidae
Gene: CYP2C23b
Product: cytochrome P450 family 2 subfamily C member 23b
Exons: 9
Coding region: 40-1515 (491 amino acids)
Biological process (GO): xenobiotic metabolic process
Cellular component (GO): cytoplasm; intracellular membrane-bounded organelle
Molecular function (GO): oxidoreductase activity, acting on paired donors, with incorporation or reduction of molecular oxygen, reduced flavin or flavoprotein as one donor, and incorporation of one atom of oxygen; iron ion binding; heme binding
Source: RefSeq, marked provisional